CGGUGAGAUAGUUCAGACUACACCUCCCGUGGGAUAAGUAGUUAAAUGUCACAGGCGCUCGCUCUCCUUGUAUUUUGUUACAUCCACACUGGGUGAAGAGAAGAGGUCUUCUCCACUUUGAAAUGAACAUUUUCCUAUAUUAGUUUUAACUGCACAUGACGAGGGCGUUCUUCGUAGUUCGCAAACUUAUAUUUCCUCACACCUUACAGUAAGGUUUUCUCCUUUUGCUAAUAGAAAGCGCAGAGAGAAUGGAAUCCCAUCCGCAUGGAUCAGGACCUGCCUUGCAGUUCGCAAGUGGUUUUAGUGAAGUAUCUAGACCCGUCAAGACCUUUCAUCUUCGAGACAUCUACAGCCCCAAACCAACCCCACAAAGGACCCCUGUGGCAAUACGGCCACCCAGCCCAAAACCAUGUCCUCCCCAGGAGCCCGUUGUCCGGCGUAGGCAGUCCUGUGAGCCCGAGCCAAAACCCAUCAUGAGGAGACGGGCUAAAUCCCUCUCGUCCUCCACAGAAGAGCACACCUGCAGGAAUGUGCAGGUCCGCUUCGUAGAUUCGUUAGGAUUGGAACUGGAAGAUGUGAAGUUCUUCAAGGCCAGCGAGGACCCAACGGUGCCGAUCCAUGUCAUCACUAGACUGCUGGCAAGCUCUGAGCUGGCCUCCAGGAAAAAGCUGGAGCUCUCUCUACCCUACUUCCAACCAUCCUUCCCUGACAAUAUGCGUGCCGAGGCUGGUUUCCUCAAGCGCUUGUGCCAGCAGCGAGUUUGCCUGGAGCAGGUGUUUUGCUCUGAGCUGGGAAUCAUCGGAACCGUGCAAGUGCUGAACUUGGCCUAUGAGAAAGAGGUUACGGUACGAUACUCGUUUACCGACUGGAAGAGCAGCGCGGAGAGUAAAGCGAGCUGGAUCUCCACCGUCCACAGUGAUGGGCCAGAUCCGAAGUCAGACAUGUUUCGUUUUCACCUGCCUGUACCGCCGUUCAUCCUGCAACCAGGUGCCAUGCUACAGUUUGCCAUCUGCUACCGGGUCAGAGGAUUUGAGUUCUGGGACAACAAUGGUGGACGUAAUUAUAAACUGACCUGCCAGACAUACAAAUUGACGGUCCCCAGAGAGUGUGAAGAUAGCCUUGUGCAUUUCAUUUGACUCUCCACUAGCCAUGGUCAGUGCUGUGAAAAAGUGUUUGCCCCAUCCUGAUUUUGUCUGUUCUUGUGUAUAUUUCAUAAUAAACCUAGUAAAUACAGCUUUUAAUGAUUUAUUUCUAAUGAAGAUAUCUAACACAUAUGACUCAUGUGAAAAAUAAAUUGCCCCCUUACAUUAACUGCAUCCAAAUGCUUCAGAUUACUGGAGAUCCGUCUUUCAUUGGCCCAUCACACAGUGUAGCCCCAUUGGAGGGUUUUCAGGCAUGAACUGCCUGUUUAAGGUCCAGCCACAGCAUCUGAAUGGGGUUCAAGUCAGGACUAGGCCACUCCAAAACGUUCAUUUAGCUUUUCUGAGCCCUACGUUUUCACAGCGCUGUAUGUAUAAAGAGCCUUUAUAAUCAUGUGUUUAUCACAAGCAUAGAGCACAAGUACUUUAAUAUGUCACACCAAUGGAAUUUAUCAUAAAAAAAUGGCUCUAAUUUCAGGACUGGUUACCACCCACGAACAAUUAGAAUGCAAUACUUGAUCAGUGCAGUAUUAUUAUUGCUGUAGCAGACUUUCAUCUUUAAGUGUCUGUGCAAAAAUAGUACCGACUUCAUGCACAUUCUUUCAAUUCCUUUAGAACUCAAAGCUGUGAGGAUAUUGUGUGUUAUAGUGCUAUUUUAAUCAUUCACAUUGUCAUGCCUACAGCUAGGCGGUGAAGUCUUAAUGUCUCUUUCAGAGUAGGUCUUGUGCUUAAAAUUCUUUCUCUAAAUGUGUGAUGGAUUU
Cyprinus carpio (common carp) is the source of this 1900-nucleotide messenger RNA. RefSeq names its product protein phosphatase 1 regulatory subunit 3D-like. Gene Ontology annotation, cellular component: protein phosphatase type 1 complex. Gene Ontology annotation, molecular function: glycogen binding; protein phosphatase 1 binding. The record is from RefSeq and is a predicted model, not a curated record. Lineage: Eukaryota; Metazoa; Chordata; Actinopteri; Cypriniformes; Cyprinidae. Gene Ontology annotation, biological process: regulation of glycogen biosynthetic process.